AUGGCCGACGACCUCCUCGAGCACUGCGCUCAACUCUCCGAAGUCAACUACACCAACUUCGUCUUCAGCCUCCUCCUCUUCAUUGGCAUCCUCAUCUCGUACCUGCCGCAGCAUGUCCGUAUCAUUUCACGACAGUCCUCCUACGGCAUCUCGCCGUACUUUGUCCUCCUAGGCACAACAUCCGGCACCUGUGCGUUCGCAAACAUCCUAGUCUUACCUGCGUCACGCGCCGAUAUGGCAUGUUGCGAACAGGUGGCUGCGUUCCCGUGCUUUGCGGGCCUGUUGGGGAUUUCGCAGGUUGGCAUGCAGUGGUCUUGUUUUUGCUUGAUCCUCUUCCUCUUCGUCCUCUACUUCCCCCGCAAUUCAACCACAUCCGACCCCGAAACAGACCCGACCGCACCAACCUUCCGCACCGCCCUCAUCGUCGCAGCAAUCUGUAUCGUCCACGCCCUCGCCACCAUCAUCAUUUCCCUCGUCUUCACAGUAUCCGCACAAUCCCACCUACAAGCCUGGGCCAACUUCCUGGGUAUCCUCUCCACCAUCCUCGCCUCGAUCCAAUAUUUCCCGCAGAUCUUUACGACCUACAAGCUGAAAAGAGUCGGGAGUUUGAGUAUUCCGAUGAUGUGCAUACAGACGCCGGGCAGUUUCAUUUGGAGUGCGAGUUUGGCGGCGCGGUUGGGGCCGAGCGGGUGGAGUGCAUGGGGGGUUUAUCUUGUUACGGGGUGUUUGCAGGGAGUGGUGCUUGUGAUGGGGAGUUGGUUUGAGAUUGUGCAUCGGCGGAAGGAGCGAGCAUUGGCGGAAGAGGAGGAGGACAGUAGCAGGAGGCAGGGAAAUGGCAUUGCAAGGGAGCCCGGCAGCAGAGGGGAUAGAGAUGAGACGACGCCUUUAUUGCGGUCGUAG
This is a messenger RNA of Cyphellophora attinorum, 900 nucleotides long. RefSeq lists its product as uncharacterized. NCBI's taxonomy places the organism in Eukaryota, Fungi, Ascomycota, Eurotiomycetes, Chaetothyriales, Cyphellophoraceae. The transcript has 2 exons. Bases 1 to 900 code for a protein of 299 amino acids. The record is from RefSeq and is a predicted model, not a curated record.